AUGCAAGUGCUACCGCGCAGCGGGUAUGGAGUGCACAAAGUGGUGCACACGUGCGUGGCGGCGGGUCGCGGGGCCGUGCAACGGGGGCGUGCCGUCGUGCGUACUCCGCGCGCCGCAGAUAUGGAUUUAAGAUUAACGAGGCCACGUAAACGUGCUGGCGCGGGGGUCGGGGCGCGCGCCGUGUUUACAUGCGGGUGCAGGCGGCGGGUGCAGCGGGCGGGCGAUCGAUCGCUGGGCGGGGCGGGAGCGGCGCCGGGCGGCGGGGGGCGGGGCGAACGCGCGCCGGCCGCCAGUCCGCCUCGGGGCCGCGUCCGCGCGGUCGUCGCUUGUCCCGCGGUGCGGCGCGCCGGAGUGUCACCGAAGGCGCCCGGCGGCGGCGGCGAGCCUCGCGCCGCCCGCCCCCGCGCCGAUGCCGCUACCGCCCGCUCGCGUAGUGCACCCUCACCCCCACCCCGCGACCUCCGCGCAGCAGGCCGGCGCCGCGCGCGCAGCUUGGCCGCUCGUCUAGCGCUCUCCUUGCCGCCCGCGCACCCCGCUCCGCGGCUGCGGCCCGUGUUCCUGUGGGCGCGCCAGCGCGACGGUACAGUGCAAGAAGUUCGCUGUGAAGACUACGACUCGCGUAACCGAAUUCGCAUCGCGCGCACCCCGUCCGGGUGGCGUGUCAUACCGCGCACCGAAAUAUUCGACACAAUCCUCGUGCCGGCCGCGACGGUUCGAGAGAAACCAGAGCGGCGCCGGCGCCGACGCCCAGGAAGGCCGCGAAGACGGCGCGUGGAAGCCCCUACGUCCGCGGUCUCGUGGCUAGCGCCCGACCUGGAGUCGCAUAUUCCCUCGCACACCAUAGCGGUGCCUCGAGCACCCCCGCCGCCGCCGCCUGAACCGACACCGCUGGACAAUUUGCUCGCGGUGGCGGAGCUGGAGUUCAACCAGCAGCGCGGCGAGGAGGCGCUCGAGCUCGAGCUGCAGGGUGACACUGCGUCACAGUACCCCUUCUUGCCAGAGGCGGAAGAGGUCGCUUGUGACGUCAUGUCCUUUCAGCUCGGUGACCCUAAGCAACCAGAGGACAUAUUCUUCGAUCGUAAAACACAUCUUCCGGAAAGAACUGCCGACGAGGAUUUCCAGAGUGAUAUUGCACACGUGCACAAAGACCUGUUUGAGACGAUAAGCGAGGCGCAUUAUUUGCCCGAGCUUGGAGGCCCACACGACGAGGCUCUGCUCGAGUCUCUAGUCGAGAAAGGCUGUGAGGAUAAUCAGAUCCUUGGGCAGACACUUGACAAAUUUGCGCAUCUGGUGCACGCUAGCGGUGACUACGCUGAGGAAGAAGACGACAUGCUUCUAGGCGGCGCUCCAGUCACUGAUAUUAUUGAUCGACUCGGGGAGUCUCUAGAAUCACCCAGUCGCAGUAGCAUGACGGCUGCACAAGGCCUCCUUCAUUUACAUCAUAUAGGAGAUCAUCUAACACAGUCAGACCACCAGCAGAGCAUAGAGCAGACGUACUUGACGGAAGAAGUGUUUGUAAACGCUGAAGCGCAGUCUGAGUGUCCAUUAGAGACGUUGUCUACGGACACAGAAAUGCAAGGAGUAACGGACGUUAACCAAUUAGAUUAUGAUCGAAAUGCUGAGAAGAGACUACAGACUGAUGGCGACCCCGCCGAUGCAAUGUAUACUGAGCAAGUACCUGAUCUACCUUAUAAUAAUAAAUCGACAAUACAGGAAGAACAAAAUCGAACGUUACCGGAUAACAGUGAAGUAACACUACCCAGUGAGAUUUCGAAUGACGAAAAUAUUUCAAGUUGUACUGAAACUAUUGUGCCUAAAAUUGAGGCGGAAGAUUUUGAUGAAGGUAAUGUUCCAAACUUAGAUUUAUUUAAACAACAAUCAGACGAAUCGUCAGACGGUGCAGCAGAUGGUGUAGAAUUAGUUGCCACAGAUUUAAGUAAAAAGGCUUGCGAAAAAAAAGGAAAACAAAAAACUGUUGCUACUAUCGCUGAAACUACAAACUCGAAUGAGGAUAUCGUGUCGGAACCUAAAGACCUAAGCGUGCAUCGAAGACUCCCUACUCCGCAUGCAUCACCAAGAAGGAUAGAUAUACCGCGUGCACCAUCAAGGGAGUCCGAUGCUAUGCAAUCACCCCAACCGAGCGGUAUCCCCGCUGUACCGUCGUCUCCAGAAAUAUUUACUAUGCCGCAUACGAAAAGCAAACAAUCUUUGUUUUUAGAAUCUUUGCUUUCUUCACCUUCACCAAAAAUGUAUACAUCAGAAGUCACCAUCACUAAACAGCACAGUGAACCGUUGAAUUUAGGCAAACAUAGAAAAUCUGCAAGUCCGACUGUCACCAGCUGCUCUGACGAAAUGAGAAAAUUGAAUAAGGAAUUUGGUGAACCUCAAGAGAAAAGAAGGCGAGAGUCAACAGAAGAUUUGGCUAAGAUUAGCAAAGUAUUCAACAGAUGUGAACGGGAAGAUCAAGUUGAUACUAACCCUGAUCUACCACUGAAAACGCCAGAAAGGCGGCAAAAAGAUAAAGACGAUUUAAGUCCACUGAAACAGCUGCAACUCCUUAAGAAUAAUCCUGCUGUCAACAUGCCAGAUCCUCUUUUGAUACCAAAAGAAAAAUUGUAUUUUAUACUAAAAUCUCCUGCGCGUGAAAUUCCAGCCCUUUUGGUGGAAAGGCCCGAAUUGAGAAUGCCAGAAGCAUUGAAUCAUCGGGCUCUCUUACAAGACCCAAAUAUUCUCUGCAUAGCAAUUUCGCAAUUAGAAACCAUUUUGGAAAGAGAAGCAAAAUUAGAAUUGUUGAGAUCACUUCAAAACGCUGCAAAAAGUGCUUCGAGUUCAGAACAAACGAACAUAUCGCAACCCGACCAGAAUAAAACAACAACAUCUACGGAUGGUUUAGCAGGGGAACUUGACGUAGCGAAUUCAAUGAUAUAUAACCAUAUGUUGUGGGUACCCUAUUUCACCCAACUCGAGGCCAUGGCAGCGUGUUCACAAAACGCGGACUUUUUAAAAGCACUUAGUUCUUCCGGUUAUCUGGGCUCUAAUUACGCAGACUUAUCGCUUAUGAAUCCGGCAGCUCGUCUAGGUGUGGGACCAACUGGUUUUCCGAUGGUUUCAUCCAUGGACUACGAUAAUAGACUUCAAUUUGCUAUGUGGCAGGAAGCGAUGAACAACACGAAUGUAUCACAACAACAAAGGGCUAAAAAUAACAGUGCAGUGGAAGCUCAGAUGAGAGAGAUGGCGUCGAAAUCCUCAGAUGUACAAAAUCCUUAUGUUCAUUCGACUAAAAACCACCAGAGCAUAGGACAUAACAACAUGUCAUCGCGAUCGAGUCCAAUGGCGUCUAACUACAACGCUGCCGCAGCCGUAGCCGCCGGACAGCGUGCAGCCGCAUUACAACACAAUCAAUUUCUCCAGAAUAUGUACUCGGGAAUAAACCCUAACAUUAGACCAAACGUGCCACUGUCAGGCCUCCAGAUUUCGCCCUAUUACAACCCCAAUCUGAUGGGCAGAGAUCAGCGAUCGCCAAGGAGUAGUCAACAAAAAAGUCCGUCAUCUCCUUUCUAUCCGAACAACAAUUAUUUGCAAUCAGUGCAAUCCAAGCAAUCUGAUACCCAGAUGCAUCGUCAGAGGAGUAGUUCGACUGGAUCGCAUCAGUCGACGGAGUCGCCGCGGCCAAGGAUCAGUGUGAAAUCGUUGCAUAAUUUAUUGGAACCGACGGCAGCAGCUGCCGCGACCGGCCCGCAUUCCUCCUCGGGGAGGCGCAGCUCAAACCCUCCGGCGGCGGCGCUGGGUCGACGGCGAGACGAACCGGAGGUGGGCAGCACCACGCCGCUCGGAGAACCGCCGCUCAUGCCGCCUCACCCGCACGAUCCGGCUUCCUUUCACUUAUGGCACCCGCUCUUCGGCAAGUGA
Messenger RNA from Arctia plantaginis, 3909 nucleotides. The record is from the annotation of a GenBank genome assembly. Lineage: Eukaryota; Metazoa; Arthropoda; Insecta; Lepidoptera; Erebidae.